CGCGGUUCUUCUACUUCCUUCUUCCGGCCGUCGCCGCUUUUGGGGAAAGGGCGCUGGGUGCCGCCUUUUUGCCGGACUGCGGUGGACGCGGCGAUGGCGAAGCACACGGUCUCCUCCGCGCGCUUCCGCCGCGUCGAUGUGGACGAAUACGAUGAGAACAAGUUCGUGGAUGAGGAAGACGGCGGGGAUGGGCAGGUGGGGCCGGACGAGGGCGAGGUGGACUCGUGCUUGAGGCAAGGAAAUAUGAUGGCAGCCUUACAGGCAGCUCUGAAGAAUCCUCCAAUUAAUACAAAGAGUCAAGCUGUAAAGGAUCGUGCAGAGAGCAUUGUCCUGAAGGUGCUCAUCUCUUUCAAAACCAAUGACAUUGAAAAGGCAGUGCAAUCUUUGGAUAAAAAUGGAGUUGAUCUAUUAAUGAAAUAUAUCUACAAAGGUUUUGAGAGUCCCUCUGACAACAGCAGUGCUGUAUUGCUGCAGUGGCAUGAAAAGGCUCUUGCUGCUGGAGGUGUAGGUUCCAUUGUCCGUGUCUUAACUGCCAGGAAAACAGUUUAAGUCCAGCAAAAAAUCCCCUUCUGCCAUGGGUAUUGGAAAUGCUGGUACAAGACCAAAAAAACAAUUGCCAUCACUGCCCUGUGGGUAGCAUCUGUCUCUCUCGGCUUGCCUUUUUGCUUUUUCAUAUCUGUGGCUUAAUAGAUAUAUCAAACUUUUUGUGAAAUGUUGGAUAAAUGUAAAAAUGAAAAUUUGUUUUUAAGAAGAAACCUACAAAGUGUUUUAAUAACAAAUGCAAAUUUUUGCAUUGGAGUUAAAUUUUCAGAAAAUCAUGACAAGUCACUGCCUUUUCCUCUUCAGGUGAAUCUUCUGAGCAGAUGGCAGGGAUUGACAUCAACAUUUUAAAUUCCUUAGCUAGUCAGGCAGCAUUCCAUGUAUUCUGUCGCAGGUGGGAAUCACUUAAAAUUGAGAAGGGGGGGGGGAAGCAGGCUUUGCAUUUUUUAGUCAAAUGCUAAAACUUUGCCACUACCUGGCAAAAGGUCUGUGGAAAGGUUUGUGCAUUGUGUAAAUGUUUUUAUAACAGUUGAAUGCAACCAUUCCUAAAGACUUCAUUACAAUCACUGUUUUUGCGAUGAGUUAUUUAAGGAAAGGAACAGAUCAUGUGAGGGAAUUCAGUUUAACAGUUGCCGCUUGAUAAUGUAAUAUGUGUAAAAGAGGAUUAGGGCAAAACUACAUACUGCGUUUGACUGGGGCUGCUGCCAAAGAAUUUUUCUUUGGGAUGACAUUUUCCCUUACUUUCUAACUUUCAGUUACCUCUUGCACCAUUCUCUGAUACUGUUUUUGUGUGUACAUAACAAAAUUUGCAAUUAAUAUGACACCAGAAUGUGGGACCACAGAUUCUAUAUGUUAUACUGGAGCAGUGAGAGAAACGUCACACAGGGAUGCUAAAUUGGUAUUAUUCCCCCUAGCAAUUUAAUGUAUAGUUUUAUUUGAAAAUACAGACAUUCCUUGAUCAAUAUUCAGGUACUGUGACUUAGAGAUCUUGAAUUUUGCUCUUAUUAUGGUCAUGUUCCAAGUUGUAUUAAGUAAGAUGAUGUCUAUAACAGUAAAGCAUGAAUUUCCUAAAAGAUGUAGAGCAUUCCAGAAUGAAAGCAGCUUGAAUGUGACUUUGGAGCAGAGCUCACUAGUAUAUUCCAUUUACAUUUAAUGGAAUUAUGAAGAUUUUGCUCAUUUUUAUAUCUGCUUUUUUUGUAAAAUGAAAAAUAAUAAAAUGGUCACUGUUAAAUAUUAA
This is a messenger RNA of Crotalus tigris (Tiger rattlesnake), 1777 nucleotides long. RefSeq names its product actin related protein 2/3 complex subunit 5 (gene ARPC5). Gene Ontology annotation, cellular component: Arp2/3 protein complex; cytoplasm; actin cytoskeleton. The transcript is spliced from 4 exons. The record is from RefSeq and is a predicted model, not a curated record. Gene Ontology annotation, molecular function: actin filament binding. Gene Ontology annotation, biological process: regulation of actin filament polymerization; cell migration; Arp2/3 complex-mediated actin nucleation. Lineage: Eukaryota; Metazoa; Chordata; Lepidosauria; Squamata; Viperidae. Bases 94 to 549 code for a protein of 151 amino acids.